CUUGCGACCUGCGCGCUAAUGAACAUACUUCCUCUCGCGGCUUGGUCGUGCGUCUGCACCGAUCCAAUCUUCCAAUUCCGCGCAUAAUACGUGAUAAUCAUUACCUUCCGUGCCGUCCGCCCCAGUUUGUGAUAUACUAAAAUUCCGAAAUUAUAGUUCAGUGUUAACAUGGAUGUGGAAGCUGUAAGGGACGAUAUAAGCGUGGAAGAUGGCAGUUUGAUUGUUUACAACGAUCUUGUGUACUCCGUUAAUAAACCAAGAAUAUCUUUUAAAAGAAAACCGGAGCUAACUGGGGAUACAAAUGUUAUUGACCCUAACUUUAUACUCCGUGGAGCAUGUGGUGCCCUCAGACCUGGGCGGAUGACGUUCAUCCUGGGCCCUUCCGGAGCUGGGAAGACGACAUUACUCAAAAUAUUAGCUGGAAGAAAGAGGAACGGCGUGACCGGGUCGUUGUAUGGCGCAGGUCGCAGCUCGGUGCUGGUGGCACAAGACACCACACUCAUUGACACGCUGACAGCGAGAGAGACACUCAAGUUUGCAGCUAGCCUAAAGCUGCCGAACCAUUCUUUCAGAGAACGAUAUCAUGUGAUCAACACAGUAACGAAGCAACUUGGUAUAAAUGACGUUCUAAACACCAGGGCGGGAAAACUGUCAGGAGGAGAACGAAAGAGGCUGAUCAUAGCAUGCGAACUACUUACAGACCCCACUAUCAUGCUUCUUGAUGAGCCUACCAGUGGACUAGAUGCUGUAUCAUCGCUGUCUGUAGCACGAGCUCUUCACACAGUGGCCCGCAGUGGCAGGACCAUAGCUUGCGUCCUCCACCAGCCUUCUUCUCAACUGUUCAACACGGCUGAUGAUGUCAUACUCCUGGCCAACGGCAGGACCCUGUAUGCUGGGGCCGUGGCCGACGUCCCUGCUGCUCUCUACAGAGCCGGCUUUAUAUGCCCACAGUAUUAUAAUCUAGCGGAUUACUUGUUAGAGAUAGCUAGCGAAGAACACUCUGGGGAUAUGAAUCUCUUAGAACGUGAAGCCACCAGCUAUGCCCAAGAGAUGAGCAAGAUCGCCAAGAAUGAGAUUUAUAAUGGAAAAGCUAUUGAGUUAUCACCGGAAUCUGUGGCCCUACUGAAUCCCAGCCCGAGUCCUUCGAGAGGGUACGCCGCUGGUUUCUGUCAGCAGUUACAUGCGCUACUCUGGAGGUGUUGCAUUGGAGUACUCAGAGAUGUUCACUUGACACAGAUUCGACUGGUAUGCCAUUUCAUCGUAGCGUUACUCCUGGGCGCUCUUUACAACGGCGCGGGCGCAGAUGCGUCGCGAGUCAUGACCAACUCCGGCUGCCUGUUCUUCUUCCUACUGUUCCUAUUCUUCUCCAACGCUAUGCCUACUAUACAUGCAUUCCCCACUGAAGCCAAAGUAGUUCUGCAUGAACAUCUGAACAAAUGGUACUCUUUAUCAGUGUAUUGUGCUGCCAAAAUCAUCGUCGACUUACCCAUACAGUUAUUAUGUGCAACAAUAUUCCUAUUCCCCGCGUGGUACCUGACGUCUCAGCCGUUGGAGUUACAUCGGUUGGGCCUCGCGUGGCUAAUAUGUGCGCUUGUCACUAUACUGGCGCAGACAUUCGGAUUUGUUGUCGGCGCUUCUUGUGGAAUGAAGUUGGGGCUAUUCGUAAUUCCAGCAGCGAACAUACCGAUGUUGAUGUUCUCUGAGUUCUUCAUCCCUUACCACGAGAUGCCAGUGUACCUGCGUCCGUUCGCCUUGAUUUCUUACUUCAGAUACGCAUUCGAUGCUUUCCUAGAAACCGUUUUCGGUCUCGACCGAGGCAGACUACCCUGCUAUGAACCAUAUUGCAUGUUCAAAAACCCCGUUAAAUACCUAGAACAUUUAGGCCUCGCUAGAGACCUAAAAGCUGAUUUCACAGCUUUGGUGUUAUGGAUCGUCCUACUGCAAAUAACUUUGGUCAUAGUUCUGCAUGUGAGAGUGUAUAGAGCUUGCAGAUAAUUUCUUUCAAUUGCUAGGUCGAACAAAAAUUUAAUUUUCAUGAAUACUGCUUCUUAGUUCUUUAAGUACAAUUUUAUUGUCAGACGCACCUAUAGCACGUCUCUUAAUAUUAAGAAGAAAUAACAGUAGUCAAUGAUCUACUUGGAGGAGUCACAAAUUAUAUUAUAUAUACAAUAAUAAUGCAUACAUACCAAGUAGAUAUGUUUGAUCUGAUACGAAUAGGUAUAAGUGAGAUAUUAUUGAAUUUAAUUAAAUAUACUACUCUUUAGCCAUUAAUUAUGUUAUAUAUUGAUAUUAUUAUUUCGGAGAUGCAGGUAUCAUAGGAAUAUUAAGUAAUGGAAAAAUCCAAGGUACUUUGUAUAGGUUGAUGUGCAAUGAGGGUGAAGGUACAUAAUAUACAUACAACAAUCUGAUAUGACAGGAAAUCAUUUAUUCCAUCCAUGUUUGAAUUGUGUUUGAUAAAUACUGUAAAAUAAUAUAUUAUAAUAAUUCUAUCUAUUGUCCUCACCACUCACUGAUACUAGUUAGUAACUAACAAGAUAUCAGACAGUAGUGCGAACAUCGUCAGCAAUGGUUCAAAGUGCAGCGAAGCGUUUUACUCAGAAUACAGAGUGCCCAGUAUAUCUGUAGAUGUUAGUACAAAUUCAAGUAAUGAACAAAGCAAUAUUUUCCCACCAAUUCGUUAAUACUGCUGCAUUUUUUGAUCCAAUGUUUCUUUAAUACAAGUAUGUACCUACCUAACUAAAGAUAAUGUACUAGGAAAUGAAUCGCUCGAAUUCUAUUUGUGCGAAUAAUCUUUGCCCUCAUUCGCAUAUCAUUAUCACAUACAUAUGGUUAGCCUAUUAAUUGGCCCGAUACAGUCAAAUUUAAACAAAGAAUUUAAAUACUAAAAUUAUAUGAUAUUAAUAAUAUUUAGUAGCUUUUACUGCAAAUAAUAACAAUGUUGAUUCUACGCAAAAGCUCUCUUAAUGACUUGAUAUCAUAGCAAAUUAUAUACUCAAUACUACUUUUAAUUACAAUAAACAUUCAGUACAACUUACUAAGUAUUUAGACAUUAUUGACAAUAAACAAUCUGUUUUACAUUACAAAAAUACUGUCCAGACUAGACAUUUAGACUAUUUAGCACUACGACCAUUUUAUGUAAUGCUAAGAAAAAAUGUGCUAUUAGAAAAAAAAAAUAUGCAUGUCUUUUUGAAGUAUAUGAGGAAGAAACAUUUUGUGUUUUUUUUUUUAAGUAAAUAUAGCACCUCAUUUUCAUAGAAUGAUCGUAGUAAUUUAAAAAGUACACGUACAUACAGAUACCGGCACGGAUAUUGGGCUCUCGGCGGAAGAGUGGGGAUCGCUUUGCGCACCCGUACGUAUAAGGCAAUAAGGCAGUAAAUCGCUUCUGCGCAGGUAAGGUCAUGGCCCGAUAUCCGUGCCGAUAACUGUACAUCAGCAAAUUGAAAUAAUGUCUGCGAAGAUAGAAAUGUAUGCUAUACUGUAUAUAAAGAAGAUUAUUUUAAUUUUAACAAAGCGAUGUUUGAUGUCGAUUUGUCUGAUGCAAUAUAAUAUUGUAUGAAAAUAGCUGUGAUUCUAAAAUCGAUAUGAAUACAUAUUUUAUUGAAAUUACAUCUUGUAAUACAAUCUACGCUACCUACUAUAUUUUGUUUCGAGACAAUGAUGAAGCUUUUAUAUUUAAUUUAAUCUGUCGAUAAUCAAAAUCAUAAAAUUUAAAUUAUGAUUAAAAUGACAAGCAACUAGGAACCAAGUGUAUUUUGUAUUACUACUAAUGGAAGGACACCAUAAGCACGAAUUUAAGGGAGAUAGUAAUAUAAGCAUUUUCCUAUUUUCGAAUAGUCUGACCCUUAUUAUCCCUUCAACACACAUCUCAAAAAAAUUCGUGCUAAGCCUUUGCAGAUAUUGUGAAUUUUGUAAUACAUCUGUGUACGUUUACGAUAUCUAAGUAAAAUUAAAAGGCUUCAAGGUUUUGCAUUGUAUUUGCUAACAUAAAUGUUUAAUUACCGUUAUAUACACAAGCUUAAUACGGGACUAAAAAUAAGUGCAUAUGUUUCAUACAUCUCAAUCUUGGACUCAUUCACAGCCUUUAAGAUCUAAGCAAUAAAACUAAUUGUACAUAUCUAUAUACUGCAUAAAUAUUGUAUAUAGGUUCUUAGGUCUUAGGUAAAUGUGAUGAAUAUUUCAAUAUAUUUUUUUACUUUUAUA
Messenger RNA from Helicoverpa zea (corn earworm), 4200 nucleotides. RefSeq names its product ATP-binding cassette sub-family G member 4-like. The transcript has 11 exons. The coding region runs from base 169 to 1995 and encodes 608 amino acids. The record is from RefSeq and is a predicted model, not a curated record. Gene Ontology annotation, cellular component: plasma membrane. Gene Ontology annotation, molecular function: ATP hydrolysis activity; ATP binding; ABC-type transporter activity. NCBI's taxonomy places the organism in Eukaryota, Metazoa, Arthropoda, Insecta, Lepidoptera, Noctuidae.